Candida albicans SC5314 is the source of this 612-nucleotide messenger RNA. RefSeq lists its product as uncharacterized. NCBI's taxonomy places the organism in Eukaryota, Fungi, Ascomycota, Pichiomycetes, Serinales, Debaryomycetaceae. The record is from RefSeq and is a predicted model, not a curated record. The annotation marks the transcript as partial. The transcript has a single exon.
AUGAGUAAACGACAUAACAAGACCGAUUCAGUCAAUUUAGGAGAUCCAUUACCAUUGACAUAUUUACCAACGAGACGACAGUCACCAUCACCAUCAUAUCAUCGACAACACCAACAACAACUGCGACAACCAUCGGGCUCUUUACAACAAUCCACAUCAAUUGAACCUUUGCCUCCGCCAACAACUAAACCAACAACAUCUUCAUUGUUGUCGCGACUAGCGAACAAUCCAGCACCACAACCACUACCACAUGUGAGGAUACCGAGAACUUCUACUACUAAAGAUCGAAUAAAGAACAAAUUACGACAAUUAAUUCAUGAACUCAAUGAGUUAGAAACAUAUGAAGAAGAACAAUUAAUAAUAAUGGAACAACAAUUAAAUGAUAUUUCUGAUCAUUUAAUUCGAAUCAAUACUACUGAAAGUAUAACUAAUAUGCAUGAACAAGAAAUUGAUAAUGAACAAGAAGAACAAGAAGAAGAAGAGUUAUUGAAUUAUGUGAAAACGAAUAUACUGCGAUUACGAUCACAAAAUGAGAAUCAACAACAAGGCAUAUACAAACUUCUCUGUACAUUCUGUCGUCAACAAAAAUAUUUGAUAUUGGGGAUAAGUAUA